AUGGAAUCUAGUACAAACCCAGACCCUGCUGCGCUGGCCCUACAAGUCCAGUCGCUGUCAGCAACCGUGGAAGAACUCACAAGACAGAACCAAGAAAUGAAACAACGACUACUACAAGAAAGCAAUCGUGCGGAUAGGGGAGACGAUGAAGACAGCAACAGAAGGCGGACAAGUACUCCAGAGGAAGCAAGUUCGGACCUAUUGAGAGAAAUGAGGAAAGAGAUGGACGAGCUAAGAAACGCCAUAAAAGGAAAGACGGACCAAAGUUUGGAGAGAAUCGUCCAGAAGACGGAUUCGCCCUUUACCAUAGCUGUCCAGGAGUGCCCUGUACCCUCCAAAUUCCGUCUACCACAACUAGAACCUUUCGACGGGCUGAAAGACCCCUUGGAUCACCUGAAUACCUUCAGGACGACCUUAGGCCUCCAACAGCCACCUGACGAGAUCUUCUGUCGCUCAUUCCCUACGACCCUCAAAGGAGCAGCCAGGGAAUGGUUCAACAAGUUGCCAACAUCGUCCAUCGACAAUUUCGAACAGUUGAGCAACUCCUUUGUCCGUCACUUCGUGGGGGGGCAGCGACCAAAGAGAACUGCCGACCACUUACUUACCAUCAAACAAGGAGAGAAGGAACCACUGAGGUCCUACGUGACACGCUUCACCCGAGGAAUGUUGGAAAUAGAUGAGACGGAUGACAAGGUACAUCUCACAACCUUCAAAGCAGGAUUGAAGUCCAGGGAUUUUGUAGCAUCCUUGGCAAAAAACCCCCCUAAGACGAUGGCCGAGACACUGUUAAAGGCUCAGAAGUACAUGAACGCGGAGGAAGCUCUGGCAGCUAUUGAUGGAGCAGAUAAGAGCAGGGAAAAGAAGAAGGAAAAGGAGGACGAUCGAAGAGGGCUAAAACGAGAACGUCAUGACAGGAGAAAUGACGAUCGAAGAAGGGACGAUAAAAACCCUCGUCCGUCAAAGUUCACCCCGCUGGCGAUGCCCGUAGAUCAAAUUCUAACAGAAAUAAGGGACGAACCAUCCCUAAAGUGGCCAAAACCACUCCAGUCAGCACCUGGAUUACGCGAUAAGAGGAAAUACUGCCGUUUCCAUAAAGAUCAUGGGCACUACACGGAGGACUGCAGGGACCUGAAAGAGCAGAUUGAAGAGCUCAUCCGUAAUGGGAAGCUACAACAGUAUGUAAAAAGGGGGGAUUUCAGCAGGUACGGACAGAAGAGCCAGCCAGUGAAUGCAUGA
Quercus robur (English oak) is the source of this 1236-nucleotide messenger RNA. RefSeq lists its product as uncharacterized. The coding region runs from base 1 to 1236 and encodes 411 amino acids. NCBI's taxonomy places the organism in Eukaryota, Viridiplantae, Streptophyta, Magnoliopsida, Fagales, Fagaceae. The record is from RefSeq and is a predicted model, not a curated record. The transcript has a single exon.